AUGACCAAAUGGGCAGAAGCCAAAGCACUCAGGACCAUCACCCAAGAAGACGCAAUCCGGUUUGUCCGCAACCAGAUAAUCACCCGGUUCGGUAUCCCCACAACCCUCAUCUCCGACAACGGGACACAAUUCGUAGGAAAGAAGUUCACCACCUUCCUCUCUGAUCACGGGAUCAAGCACAAAAAAGCAUCAGUAUGCCACCCGCAAAGCAACGGACAAGUCGAAGUCACAAAUCGCAUCAUCCUUCGCGGGCUAGAAAAAAGCCUCACAGAAUCCAAGAAAAAAUGGCCAGAACACCUACCCCAAGUCCUAUGGUCCUACCGCACCACACAGAAAACAAGCACAGGGGAAACACCAUUUAAACUGGCAUUCGGGGCAGAAGCACUGGCACCAGUGGAAAUAGGAUCACCAUCCUUCCGCAUGCAAAAUUUCAACAUCAACGACAGCAUCGAGGGAAUGCGGACUAACUUGGAGCUACUGGACGAGGUCCGAGCAGACGCAGUCCAAAAAAUGGAGCUCUACAAAGAAAGACAAGGGACUUCUUCGGAAAGCGGGUCCGAAUGCGGGCAUUCCAGGUGGGCGACUUAG
Molecule: messenger RNA, 588 nt
Organism: Daucus carota subsp. sativus
Lineage: Eukaryota; Viridiplantae; Streptophyta; Magnoliopsida; Apiales; Apiaceae
Exons: 1
Coding region: 1-588 (195 amino acids)
Biological process (GO): DNA integration
Molecular function (GO): nucleic acid binding
Source: RefSeq, a predicted model, not a curated record